This is a messenger RNA of Cannabis sativa, 2136 nucleotides long. RefSeq lists its product as uncharacterized. The coding region runs from base 1 to 2136 and encodes 711 amino acids. Lineage: Eukaryota; Viridiplantae; Streptophyta; Magnoliopsida; Rosales; Cannabaceae. The record is from RefSeq and is a predicted model, not a curated record. Gene Ontology annotation, molecular function: zinc ion binding. The transcript is spliced from 2 exons.
AUGGAACGUCUACCAGUACUCAUAAAGAGCAAUGGACAAUGGAAUGAAGAUCACAAUUAUGUGAACUAUGUGACUAGUGGAGAAUUCAUACCAACAAAAUGCAACUAUGAAGAGCUACUGCAAAUACUGCUUACUUUAUUGGGGUGCGAAAACACCAGAACAACACUACAAAUACAGUACCAAGCUAAAGAAGGAAUACCACCGAUAAAAAUAUUCAACGAUCGAAGCCUCUACUUUUACUUGGAAUUGAAAAUCAAAGAAACAGAUUUCACCACAUAUCCACUAUGCGUCAACCAGCAAAACAACAACACAACACUUGUUGCAACACCAAAUUUGAUAUCCACAACAACACCGUAUGAAGAUAAUGUGGCAAUGAUCGAAAACAACACAACAACGCUUGAAAACAACAUAACAACAACAGAAUCAUACACAACGGGACAGCAAACAGAAGAAGGGGAACAGUCAGAAACAAGAGAAGAUGAGAACGAAAAAUUCGACAUAAUUGACUAUGCAAAUCUGGUUGCUGAAGAAAUGGUAGAAAAACUUGAAAACACCAGUAAAAAACUGGAUCCAGAAAUCGACAUCAACAACGCAAAGUUAAUAAUAGACAAGCAUCACCCCGAAGUGGAAAAAGGACAGGCAUACAAAGACAAGGAAACUCUAAAGAAUGUCCUCAGCUACUACUCAAUCAAAAACAACUUUCAGUACAAAGUGUUGAAGUCCUGCUCUCAAGAGUACAGUCUGAAAUGUGUUUACGAAAGCUGCAAUUGGUCUCUACGAGCAUCGAGAAAUGGCCCAACAAACACAUUCAUAAUCAGGAGGUUCUCAAAAAUCCACACAUGCCCCAUAAAUAUUAGGCAUGAAGACCAAAGGCAAGCAACAUGGAAAUUGAUCGGGGAUUGCAUAAAACCGAAGUUCCUGAACAUAAAGACAAAGGCAACACCGAUGGACAUAAAAGGAGAGUUGAAAUACAGGUAUGGCAUCAAGAUGAACUACAUGAAAGCUUGGAGAAGUAAGGAACAUGCAGUAAAUGACUUAAGAGGAAACGAUAGUGACUCGUACAGCCUAAUACCGAGUUUCUUACACAUGGUGGAAAAAAAAAACCCAGGAUCAGUUGUGGAUCUGAAAACAACAGAAGACAACAACUUACUCUUUGUUUUCAUGGCAUUAUCUAUAAAAGGGUGGGGAGCAUGCAGACCGAUAGUUGUUGUGGACGGAACAUUCCUCAAAGUAGCUUAUGGGGGAACUUUGUUGUGCACAUGCACACAAGAUGUAGCAGGUCAUAUUUUCCCACUAGCGUUUUGUGUUGCAGAUUCUGAGAAUGACCAAUCUUGGAAAUGGUUCUUCAAAAAAUUUAAAGAAGCGUAUGGGGUCUGGGAACACCAAUGCCUAAUUUCAGACAGGAAUGAAAGCCUCAUCAAAGCAGCAAGAGAAAUCUAUCCAGAAAUUACACACAGUUACUGCGGUUACCACAUUUUGAGCAACCUUAAAACAAGCUUCAAACAACAUGCUGCCAAAUACAAUCUGCCAUUCUUUGGAGCAGUCAAAGCCUACACAGAAAAGCAAUUCGAGUUCCACAUGGCUGAAUUGGAUGGAUUGGACAAACGCAUAAGACCUUACCUAAAAAAAGUCAGUUAUGAAAAGUGGUCAAGAAUUCAUAGCCAAAACAAGAGGUAUUCUACAAUGACCUCAAACAUAUCAGAAUCACUGAACGCCGCAAAUCUAGCAGCAAGGGAGCUACCAAUUACAACGCUGCUAGAAUGCUUGAGAGCAUUGGUGCAACAAUGGACGCAUACUAAUAGGACAAAAGCACACAACACCUUUACUAAGCUAUCACAAGCUGGAGAAGACAUACUGCUGAAAAAUUACACAUACUCAUUGAAUCUGGAGGUUAAGGCAACAACAGAUUACUUGUUCGAGGUAACAAGAAUGAAAGAAUCGUGGGAAGUAGACCUAGAAAAAAGAACAUGCACGUGCAACAGGUUCCAAAUAGAUGAAAUGCCCUGCGGGCACGCUGUGGCCGUGAUGAGGGAGAUGAACAUGGACCCGUACACCUACUGUUCAGAUUACUACACAAAAAAAAAAUUGGCUGGCAACUUAUUCAGGGACAGUUUACCCAAUAGGACACCAAAGUGA